Molecule: messenger RNA, 2780 nt
Organism: Scaptodrosophila lebanonensis
Lineage: Eukaryota; Metazoa; Arthropoda; Insecta; Diptera; Drosophilidae
Gene: dpr19
Exons: 7
Coding region: 622-1773 (383 amino acids)
Biological process (GO): synapse organization
Cellular component (GO): neuron projection membrane
Source: RefSeq, a predicted model, not a curated record
UACGUACGGUGAUUCGCAUUGCCGCUGCAUAGCAGAAAUAUGCAUUGUGCGGACUUCUGUAUGAAUUAAUGUUCGGUUACGGUAGCUGCGAAGCGAAAUACGGGCGAAUGGAAGUCGCAAUACACAAAACGUUUUAGGACGGCCGACCUGGAAUUCAAAAUUGUAUAUUUUCUGAACAAAUGUGACUCCGUGUGUGGAUGUUCAGUGAACCUAAGUAUGUGCAAUAAAUACAUCCGUUUUAGUGCUUUCCUGUUGUGUUGCAGCGAAUCCAGCAAUUGAUUUUUAAGUUUUAAUUUCUGCAAUUUGCCCCGACCUACCCAACGCUUCGUGUAUGGGUCAGUCCAUAAGAAAAGUUGAAGUUCUGAAAAAUUCCUAGUGGGAAACGUUGAUGGCUUGCGUGUGCAUCUACGAAUAUUAUAUAAAGUUAUACACAUGUAUACUCGACCUUCGGAUAUCAGCACGAGGAGUUUUAAUUAAUUCAUUAGAACGCUUAGCUGCUUCAAAAAUGUUCCAAAUGAAAAUAUAAAUUUAAAGUAAUGCUACGUUUCGCUCAAAUGGAUAAAAUCAGUAAAAGUAUUAUAAAUACAGCAAGUGAGGACUUCAAAACUUGAAAACAUUAUAAUGGAUCCAAAAAGGAGGCAUUUGCACUUACCUUGGUUUUUGCUUUUGCUCAGUACCUUUUUAUGCAAAUAUACAUAUUCAGAUGUUGGAAAAUUUACAUCGUCUCAGAAUCUUUUUGGAAAUUCCGCACAUUCGCAAUUUACCACAAAAAACAACACUCGUGUUAUUGCCCAAAAAGGUGGUCUCGCCAUUUUACCUUGUGUGGUGAAAGUUAAUUCUCCGGCUACGGUUUCCUGGAUACGAAGAAAAGAUUUUCAGUUACUUACAGUAGGACUAUCAACCCAUAGCAGCGAUAAGAGGUUUUUAGUUGAACAUACCCGACAUAUGGGGCACUGGUCACUAAGAAUUAAGGCUGUGAAGGAGGAUGAUAGAGGAUUCUAUGAGUGUCAAUUGUCGAUCUACCCAACACAGUCAAUUUUUAUAGAGCUAAAAAUAGUCGAAGCGGUAGCGGAGAUUUCUAGUGCACCGGAUUUGCACAUUGAUGAGACAUCCACCUUGCGUCUGGAGUGCAAGUUAAAGCGUGCUACGGAGAACCCAUCCUUUGUAUUUUGGUAUCAUAAUAACAAAAUGGUAAACUAUGACGCCCAGGGUGGGUUUUUGGUGACAUCGACUGGAAACAGCAUGCAAACAAACUUGGAGCUCAACCAGCCUGUUCCAAUAGCGCCAAGCAGUGAAAUAUCAAAGUCUCGAGGGUACAAGCUUGCUGCCAAUUCGAAUACUGUCAACGGCAGUGUGAUUCCCACAAGGUCAACCAGUCAAACUGAGUCCACAGAUGCCGGCUCGGUGUCUCCACAAAAUCACCAAUCAUCGUAUUUGUUGACGCCAUCAAUGAGUGUGCUAAUAAUCAAAGAAGUGCACUUCCACCAUGCCGGGAACUACACAUGUGCCCCAUCCAAUGCGCGACCCGCUAGUAUUACCGUGCAUGUCCUGCGAGGGGAGAAGCCGGCCGCCAUGCAACAUGCCAAUCGCAGCAUUUUGGAUAACGAAAACAUCAGCAAUACUAGUCUGAGUUUGAACAGUGUGAAUGGAAUUAAUAGCGGAACUUACUGCCUUUAUAUGCCACGCUCGACUCUUCUAAUAAUUAUAUCUUUGCUGUUUCUUAUGGCAAAAAUAAGUUUAGAUGAACGAAUUUCUCCUCUUGAAAAUAAAUGACACCAUUUACACAGCUGAAACGCUGUGAAAUACAUGGAAUAGAGCUAACGCAAUCAAUAUAUAUAAAUUUACAUAUAUAUAUAUAGUGCGUGGAUAGACUUUCAUAACUAACAAUGUACAAGUACCGAAUUAAAAAUUCUACAUGGACGUUAGCAUUGUAACCAUAACCCUAAAAAACCAGAGCUGCCAAUAUCUUUUAAUAUCCUCUCCCCGGUCAAAAGCUAAACUUAGGACGCUCGUUAUCUAUUCCGCAGACUGAAAGAGACGUAGCAGACCCCCUGUUAUAGCCAUGUCUGUCUUCGUCUGUCCGUCCCCAUAAACGUCGAGAAUCUUUGAACCAUAGAAUGAGUGGCAUGUUGCCUUUUCGUUUUCAAAGGCAAGCCGAGUAUUGAAAUCAUAAAUAGCCUCAAUAUUUUGUUUAUUAACUGCCAUAAAAAACCAACUUUAUAUCAAUGUUAUUGUAUUAUUUUUAAAUGUACUUUAUUUAAUAAGCAAAGUUUUCUAAAAGGCUGAUGGAGUCCCCAGGGUGGUGUUCCAAAGUUUCUGGUGGUCCAGACAAGCAGAGCUAAGCUUAGCAUAUUUAAAGGUUCUACAAGUUAAUUUCAUAAUUUCUUCCAGACUGGGUAUGAGGAUAAGGCAAAGUUAUAGGAAUUUUAGUGGUAUAAGGAUAAAUGAAAAAAUGUGUUGUUCGAAAGUUAAAUUACAGGAAAAUAAAUAUAGUAAUACAUUAAUAGUGUUCUAAUACAGAAGUAUUAAAACUGUCAGCCCUGUAUGGGAGAUAUAAGCGAAAGCAAAUAUAGUUUUGGAAUGCUUCCUGUCCUUUUAAGUGUUACAUGCAAUAGGAACUUUUGUCCUUCGGCUAAAGGGCUUACAAACUACAAAUGUUUUAAUAUGUCAUAUGUUUCAACAAUAAUAUAUCAUAUUACAAUCAAGCAAAAGUCAAUUAAAUAUACUGCAGCUCGUACUUAACCAACAUAUUAAUUAUUAAAUAUUUUUUAUAAUGUGUA